This is a messenger RNA of Alternaria burnsii, 1068 nucleotides long. RefSeq lists its product as uncharacterized. Lineage: Eukaryota; Fungi; Ascomycota; Dothideomycetes; Pleosporales; Pleosporaceae. The transcript is spliced from 4 exons. The record is from RefSeq and is a predicted model, not a curated record. The coding region runs from base 1 to 1068 and encodes 355 amino acids.
AUGGCGAGCAAGCCCAUCUUUGUGGCUACUCAUCCGAGGGCCUGCUCGACGGCCUUUGAGCGGGUCUUCAUGACCCGCUACGACACGCUCCAGUGCGUUCACGAGCCUUUCGGCGACGCCUACUACUUCGGUCCCGAGCGCCUCGCUGAGCGUUAUGAGAGUGACGCGAAAGCCAGGAAAGAGUCUGGCUAUGAGGAGAGCACAUACAAGACCAUUUUUGAUCGCAUCGCGAGAGAAAACUCGGAGGGCAAGCGCGCUUUCAUCAAGGACAUGGCCCAAUACUGGAUUCCUCCCGCAGGCAAGCCCGCUACCAUCGCCCCGUCUCUAUCCAACUAUCGUCGCGGCGUAGGAACAGACACCACACAGCUAUCGCCUGUCACUACUCGUAAUGAACGUCCCGGACCUCCUUACCCGUACGACACCCAAGGCGAACCCAACAACCCUACAGUCAUUCCUGCGGAUCUGUUGGCAACCUACCACUUCACAUUUCUGAUCCGUCACCCCAAGUUCUCCAUCCCAUCGUACUACCGCUGCACUAUCCCUCCGCUGGAUAAAAUGACGGGCUUUUACAACUUCCGCCCUGACGAAGCUGGCUACGAAGAGCUCCGUCGACUGUUCGACUACCUGCGUUCCGAGGGCCAGAUCGGUCCCAAGUUCGCGGGUCAGAAGCAGCACGACUCCAAUGAGCAGACAAACGGCCACACUGGCGGUGUUGAGAUCUGCGUCAUCGAUGCAGACGAUUUGCUGGACAAUCCAUCUGGCAUGGUUGAAGCAUUCUGCAAAACCACGGGAAUCGAAUGGGACCCAGACAUGCUCGUGUGGGACACAGAGAAGGACCAAGGUAUCGCCAAGGAGGCGUUUGAGAAAUGGAAGGGUUUCCAUGAGGAUGCUUUGGAUAGUGAUCGCUUGAGGGCGCGGACACAUAAGAAGGAACCCAAGUCAGACGAGCAGCUUUUCGCUGAGUGGAAGGAGAAGUACGGUGAAGAGGGUGCCAAGCAGAUCCGGGACACCGUUGCUGCUAAUGUUGAGCAUUACGAAUACCUCAAGCAGUUUGCUAUCAAAUUGUAG